Dipodomys ordii (Ord's kangaroo rat) is the source of this 1737-nucleotide messenger RNA. RefSeq names its product cylicin, basic protein of sperm head cytoskeleton 1 (gene Cylc1). Gene Ontology annotation, cellular component: nucleus; acrosomal matrix. Gene Ontology annotation, molecular function: structural constituent of cytoskeleton. Bases 1 to 1737 code for a protein of 578 amino acids. The transcript is spliced from 5 exons. NCBI's taxonomy places the organism in Eukaryota, Metazoa, Chordata, Mammalia, Rodentia, Heteromyidae. The record is from RefSeq and is a predicted model, not a curated record.
AUGGGCCAAUUUGGAAACACAGAGAACAGUCUUGCACCAAAUGUGCCUGUAUCUUUAGAGGCAAACCUGGACAUUGAGUCCUCACCAGCUAGCUCAUAUAUUUCUUACUCAACUAUAUUGUUUGAUGAUACAAGUCCACCUACCAGUUCAAAGUCAUUAUCUUCUCUCUUUUCAGUAAGCGAAACUAAUGAAAAAUCAUGGAAUCAAGAGCAUUUUAAUUUGACAUUUCCCAAACCAUCUGUGCCAGAUAGAAAAGAGAGAUCAAGCCCUUCAGAACCACAAAUCAUGGUUCUUAAAGAAAACUCAAAGAACAAAAGAGAUCCACAUGCAACAAGUCCAGAAUCCAAAAAGAUAGUGAAAAAUGUUUUAUCUGAAACAACUAAUGAAGCAGAUAAAUUUCCAUCAAAAUCAUUACACAAAAGUGAACUAUUUAAGAAGUCAAAGACCACAUCAGAAACAAAUCUAGAAUCCAAAGACUGUAGUGCAACCUUAAAAACAGAACUAAAGGAAGCUAAGAAAGAACCAACAAAUUCUGAGGAGACAGAUACUGAAUCCACAUAUGCAAAUAAAAAUCCAAAGAUAGAUUUCAAGAAUAUCCUAAAGGAAGAUUACAACAAACCAAGGUCUUGCUCAAUGAGUCAUUUGAAUAGGAAACUCGUGAAGGGUUUAAAGGUGUCUGAUAUUACAUACUUUGAUUUUAAUAAGCAGACAAUAAAUUGCUCACAGAACAAUUCAAAGAAACCUUUAAAGAAGUCUGCAAAGAAGAGAUCUGAUGUUGAAUCUGGAGAUUUGAAAGACACUAAGAAGGGUAAGAAAGAUGCAAAGAAAAGUGACAAGAAAAAAGAUUCAAAGAAGGAUGAAGAGUCUAGUGAGAUUGAAUCUGGAGAUACAGAAGUUUCAAAGAAAGAUCCAAAGAAGGGUAAGAAAGACGCAAAAAAAGGUGAUAAGAAAAGGGAUUCAAAGAAGGAUGAAUACUCUAGUGAUGAUGAUUCAGAAGAGCCAGAAGUUUCAAAGAAAGAUUUAAAGAAAAGCAAGAAAGUUUCAAAAAAAGAUGAUAAGUUAAAAGAUGCAAAAAAAAACACAGGCACUACGGAUUCUGAAUCUGAAAAGGAUGCAAAGAAGAGUAAGAAAGAUGUCAAGAAGGAAAGGAAACCAAACAUACAGAAGCCUCCUCAGAACUCAGAGUCUACUGAUGCUGAUUCAGAAUCUGAAAGUGAUUCAAAACAGGCUAAGAAAGAUUCAAAGAAGGCUAAGAAAGAUUCAAAGAAGGAAGGUAACAAAAAGAAAGAUAUGAAGAAGAAUGUAGUCUCUACUGAAACUGAGUCUGACAUAGAGCUAAAGAAGGGUAAGAAAGAUUCAAAGAAUGAAAACAAAGGCUCAAGAACUGUCAAGAACAAUGCAGAAUCUACUGAUGUUGAACCCACAGACUCACUGUUGUCUAAGGUUAAGAAAUUUGAUGAUUCUGAUAUCACAUCCAUAGAUUCAAGGAAGGAAAUAGCAGAAGCAAAGAAAGGAUUCAGACUACUAGCCAAAAAGACCACUUUCAGAGAAAUGGGGGAAAUGUCAACUCCAAGUAGAAUUCCUUCAUCAAGGGAAAGACCACCACUUCCUCCUUGUGAUCUUUAUCUACAAUCACCUAAGAUCAGACGUAUCUGCCAGUGCAACAUGCCUCCUCCACCUCCAAAACCAAGAUAUGCUCCUUUGCCUGAAGCAGAAUGGAUCCACAAGCUACUUUAA